This is a messenger RNA of Mytilus trossulus (common blue mussel), 2779 nucleotides long. RefSeq lists its product as uncharacterized. The transcript has 2 exons. The record is from RefSeq and is a predicted model, not a curated record. Lineage: Eukaryota; Metazoa; Mollusca; Bivalvia; Mytilida; Mytilidae. Gene Ontology annotation, molecular function: zinc ion binding. Bases 117 to 2030 code for a protein of 637 amino acids.
CCGUAAUGUCAUGUUAUGUUCUAUAUUUAAGCUAUUCAUCAAGACAAUACUUUCGUUUCCGCAUUGCAUUUAUGUGCUUAACCUUAUUGCUUGUGAAUAUACAGAAUAAGUAAAUAAUGCAGAGAAGACUUGCAGAUAACAUAGCAUCUGAUCAUUUAUCUUGUCCUAUAUGUAGAGACACAUUAAAAACCCCAAAAUUAUUACCAUGUGACCAUACUUUAUGUUGUGAAUGUUUGACCCAGUUGAUAAACUCAACAAGACGUUUUAACAAAGUCACGUGCCCCGUGGACCGACGUGAGAUAACAAUGCCAUCUUACACAAUAUCAGCAGAAGAAUGGGCUAAAUCUUUUCCAACAGACGAAUUAGCUGUAGUGUUAUUACAAGCUAUAUCGGGUGGUGUUAAAACGCAAGAAAACUAUAAAAAUAAUAUACCUUGUUCCGAACAUCCUCAGAAUUUUUGUGACUUUUUCUGUUUCGGAUGUUAUCAGAUAAUAUGUUCCGAGUGUGCUGUUGACAAACAUAGGAGUUUCGACUGUGAUUGCAAAAAUUUCAAAAUAUGUGCCGACUUAGCAAGAGAGAAAUUGAGAAAUUCGUAUGACGAAAUAGAAAAUAUAAUUAGCUACGGACGGGACAUCGUUACUAAUUAUAAAGAGAUCGGAAAAGAUCAAUUCCUGAUGCAAUCAAGACAGCAAAUUAAAACUACUAUUUUUAAAUUAAAGAGCAUCGUUCAUGAUUUCGAGAAAAGGGUAAAUCGAAAGAGUUUGGACAUUUUGAACAAAGUUGAAAGCGUUGUAAACGUUGAACAACUGCAGAAAAAAACUGAAGGAAUCGUUAAAGAAUUAGAAAGAGUCCGUGGUGACAUAGAACAUUCCAAAUCUCAAACUUCUACAGAGGAUAUGUUGACUGUUUUGUCGAAAAUUCCCGACAGUAUACAGAAAAAUACAGAUUUGCUAAACUCCCUUGCAGUAUCAGAUGAUCCAAUUGGGAUAAAACUUGAACUAAAUGAAACGUUUCUUGAAUUGUGUGACUUACUUGUUGAUCAACCAAUUGGCACAGUUGACGUUCUACCAGCUGAUUCCGUAGAUUUUGAAGAUACGGAGGCCACAGUUUGCAGUCACCGAAUCAAAUUUUCUUCAGACGUAUUACCUUCUCGAGCACUUGAACUGGAACCUUUUCUCGAGAUAAAAGUUGACCCAAUUGGACUAGAGAACACAAUAACCGCAAGAUUUACAGGUUUAAUUCAUUAUGGACAUGCGAUAAUUGUAAUAGACAAUGCAAAUUGUAAGGUACAAAGAUUCCGGAUCAAUGUGAAAGAACAGUUUAUUGAUGAAAUUUUAAUUCAAGGUGUAUACGCUAUUGCAAAUAUUCAAGACGACGACGAUGUCUUAGUUACUGCCCCUGGGAAACAGUCGUGUCUCUUCCGUUUGUCAACUUACAAAAGUUUGGGAAUAGUUUCAAAGACUGUAACUGACCAGGCUUAUUAUGAUAUAUCACGAUUACCAGAUCAUUUGUUCGCAGUAAUUUGUCAUUCAAGUCCCAGUGGCGUUUCAAACAAGAGGAUUCGUUUUGAAUGGUCACGUGGGGUAACGUCACAUAUUGAUAUUAUCAACGUCGAGGGAAAAGUUUUAACACAUUUAAGUGAGUCUUGUAUUUGUGAACCAACCGAAUUCGGUAAUCCUUUUAUAAUGCCUCUGAAUAAUAUGUGUUGUCUUUCAAAUGGGGCUAUAGUGGUUAGCAUUGUAUCAAAAACAAAAAACUUUAUUUCUUGCAUUUACCAAAGCGGACGCGUCAAAUGGACAUACAAUUUAAAUGACACCCCUGAAGGCGUUUGUUUUUAUGAUGGCAGAAUAUUGGUGUUCUUACGCGAAUCCAAGGUAGUGCGUGUUCUAUCAGUUGAGGGAGAUUUGAAACCAGUGUCAACAUUAAGACUUUCUAACUAUUUCGGUGACGGGAAAAAUUUAAUUGUUUGCAGAAAUCUUUUGACUGUGAUAGACAAAACUGAUUUAAUUAGAAUAUAUAAGUUGCGAUGAUAAAUUGAACAAAUCUGUUUAUGUUUUGCGGUUGGGAAGGCAUUGUACUUUUGUAAAAGAGUCGUUGAUAUUAAAAAGGUUUGCUUUACUUAAUUUAGGACCUCGUACAUAAAUGAAUUAUUUAGAAAACUUUUUAUAUUUAUAAACGUUUUUUGUAAAUAAAAUGUUUAUUUAUACAUGUAUGUAUAUACAAAUAUAUUAAGAAAUGUUCAUGAAUUUAAACAAAAUAGUAGUAGUAGUAGUAGUAGUAGUAGUAGUAGUAGUAGUAGUAGGUGUUUCCUCCCUUUCAAAGCAAAAAAGAACUCUGAAAGGUUUCAAUAGACGACGAAAUUGUUGAUGAACGAUAUAUAUGGCUUCAGUAUAGCGCAUAUGGGGAUUCAAGCUUCGCUCUCACCAAAUAUUGAAAUUACUUACCCUAUAUUUCUCGUAUCAUGUCACUUACACACCAUGUACCUAUUAUUAUGCUAUAACAAUUAUUAAUGAUACAAAUAACUCAAUUUUGAAGAUUUCGAUAAUGAAUCAUUUAUAUCAAUAUAGAGUGGGUUAUUUCUACAACGUCUGUCAAUAAUACAGUACUAUCUGUUUUAGAAAUAUUUCAGCAAAUUCAAAAUGUGUUUCAUGGUUUCAGUAUACUACCAUUUUCAAAUAUAAAAGAAUGUAUGUACAUUGUAUAAGAGAUCAAAUUUACUCGUAAAGUGUAUGAUUAUUUUUUUUUUUUAAUAUAAGAUACAAGGGGGACAUUUUUUAUC